AUGCAGCCCGAAAGCUCCCUCAACACCCCGACCUCCCGUGACCCCCGCUUGUCCAAUGUCAGACCGCCUGUACGCACCUCUCUAGUUAGCUUGCCUGCUCCACAGCUUCCCAAUUCUCCGAUCCCUCCGAAACCUGCAACCCCGAAUGAUGUCGACUGUGACGAUUUCGUUCGGGGAGUCUCGGGGCUGGUGCGGGCCACCAUCCAGGAGAACCAGAACAAGGCAGAAAAGGAGAAGCUCCAGAAGCAAAGGGAGUCAACUGAACGCUUUUUGAAACGUGCCAAAGCCCAUCCAAACUUCCCCGCCACGAUAGACUUCUAUCAACGGGCCCACGAUGUCGAAGACGCGGAUAUCGCACGGGUAGACAAGGCACUGGAGGAUUCCACUCGCCGUCAACUUGAGAAGGAACUGACGACCAAAUUUCCGUCUCCAGCCUCGUCAAAUGGAAAGGUCCCAGAGCUGGAAAUGGAGAUCAAAGCCGCCAAGACUGAAAUUGCACGGUUGAUGGAACGAAAUCAGUCUCUCGAAACGGCACUGAACAACAAGAUUUCUCAAUUGGAGACAACGUUCAAAGACCAGUCGAUGAUCCAAGCAAAGCAUAAUAGGGAUUAUAAAGAGCGUCUGGACCAUUUCAAAGUGUCGUCUACGAACACAGAGACCAAAACAGCCAAUAUCACCUCCGAAAUCCAGGAUCUCACCCAAAGGAGUAAGACGCUGAAGACCAGUAUCGACCAGCUGUGGAAUUCACAGAAUUACACCACUGCUUCUGUUGCUCAGAAUGCCGAAAAGAUGAAGGUGCAGCAGGAGAAGUUGGAUCGCAUCAAACUCCAGGACGUCGAAUCGAUUCGGAAGGAUCUGUACGAACUCAAGACACGUGUGCUUUCUUUUGAAAAUAGCCAUGUAUCUGCCGGGCACGGAGGCCAAUAUGUACCUCAUGCUGAACUGGAAAAGCUCACUUCGCGGGUUCAAACGCUAGAAGGAGCACCCAACCCGAUGGUAAGGGUCAAAGAGCUCGAGGAGGUAAUAAGAGACUUCCAGGAAAUACACAAAAUGAGCGACGAUCUGCACUUUUCCGAAAAGGAGGAUAUGAAGAAAGAGCUGAACACCCAGGCUACUCAGUCGAAGGUUAUGUCCGAUGAAAUCACACACCUUUCAAAUGGACUGCGGAAUUUGGCUCAGUUGAACCGGACGCCUCCGGAGAUUACGACUUUGAGCACCUCUCUCGAGCAAACCAAACAACUCCUACAGACCGUCAGGGUAGGGUUGCAUUCACUGGAGACUAGGUACAACAGUCUCACAACCGAAACGGUUGUUAAGAACAUGCUUGGUGCAAUGCACGAGAUGUAUCCGAAUAUCAAUCAAUUGACGGAGCAGACUAACAAAGUCAGAGGCCUCAUUGAAAAGGAAUUACCUCCGGUUUUGGCUAGGGUUGAUGGCAUGGACGAGAAGCUAGAGUCCCACAUUAGCUCGAUCCAAAAAGAUAACAAAGCGCACGCCGAUGAAUUAAGACGUCUGAGGAAUGAUCAUUCGGCUUUGUCUCAGUCCGUGGUGCCUCUCUGGGACCGAUUCAAAUGCGUAAGCCAGAUAGCCACCCGCGAGGAAUUCCAAACGCUGCGAGACGGUCUUGAUUCUUUGGUCAACAGGGUUUCCAAGUAUCCACCUGAAGACCAGGUGUCUACUCUGGGGGAUUUCGAGGUGCUUCGGUCCAAUUUCAAGGUUCUUGACCAAACCAUGAGUGGGUUUAGAUCCAGCUUCAUCACGCAGCUGGGUGGCAAAGCAGACGAUGACAUAAUGAGGCAGACAGUGGACAAAGCACGAAAUCAUCUCAUGGGGCGGAUCACGAGCAUUUCCACUCAAAUCGAAGAAUUGAACAAAAAUCUUGAUGAACUGAAGGCGGCGGGAACAAACCGCCUCCAGACCACAUCCGAAGAGAGCGAGGCAAUGCGAGACAACAUCAGCCAACUUCAAAAGUCCGUGCUCGAGAAAUAUCAACGUCUGCGCAAAGAGCUAGAUGAUAUCAGAGAGACCAUGGAGUCACAUGCAUCCGAAAAGUCACCGCCAGCCUCCGCUCAAGAAGAUCCUGCACCGCGUUCAAAAGACCGAAUACGGACACCUAAGCAAGAAAGUCCUGCCCUCGAUGUGGCUGCAGUUAGGGUCGAUGCGGAAACCAGCCCAGCCCUUGCUCUGCGGGAGCAGAAAAAGAAAAAGAAACGGCCUCGCCAGUCAAGUCUAGCCAACGAAGAGAAGGUCUCGGCGCCUCCGUCCGAAUCCUCCGGGUCUUUCUCAUCCCCAGCUCCUUCGACACCCGGAGCAGAUGAAACGCCCGAAUCCAGGAAGAAAAGAAAGAAGAAGAAGAGGAAGGUGAACAACCCGGACAACCCGUUUCUCAUCGAUUAA
Aspergillus steynii IBT 23096 is the source of this 2397-nucleotide messenger RNA. RefSeq lists its product as uncharacterized. Gene Ontology annotation, biological process: vesicle-mediated transport. The record is from RefSeq and is a predicted model, not a curated record. Lineage: Eukaryota; Fungi; Ascomycota; Eurotiomycetes; Eurotiales; Aspergillaceae. Bases 1 to 2397 code for a protein of 798 amino acids. Gene Ontology annotation, cellular component: membrane. The transcript has a single exon.